UUUGUGUCUUUGGGUUGUUGGAAAAGGUAGAAAGACUGACAUAAAAGGAAGUCAUUGUGAGAAUAACAUCCUAAUGAUGUUUCCUCGCUGAUUCUUGAGUUCAUAUGCUGGAGAGAGGGUCUUAUACGUUCAGUGUUCCCCUCUAUUUUUCUUUUCCCUUUAUCUUUUUCUCUCUUCUUAUAGGUAGUUCUGAAACAGCAUACUGAUGUCAGGUAUCUCUGAAACCAUUUUCUCUUCUGUGUAUGUCCUAAAUCUUCUUUAUAUUUAAUGUAUAACAUAGAGUAGUUUCCUGGAUUUCAAAUUUUCUGGGGUCUUCAAAGGAUAAAAGGCUAGCGUCUGUAACAUCCUAGCAUUAAUUUCUGGCUUUUGGAAUUGUUACGGUUGUUGUUUCGUGUGACAUAUCUUGUGUAGGAUUUUUUUUCUCUGAAUAGAUUUUUCUUCGGUUGGAUUGGGUCUUUUCUGUUAAUGAAAAUUGUUUUUCUUUUGGUUUUAGUGCCAUUGGAACUAAAGUUUUGUUGAUUGUGUAUAUCAUUGCUCCAAUUUCCUGAAAGCCCCUUAUUUGUAUAAUUGCUAAUAGGGUUUUGAGUUAUUUUAUUUUUAGACCCACAUAAUGAAUAUUCCCACGCAAAUGGUUUUGAAGGGCAAAUAUUUUGCCAUUCUUGCCCACACUUUGAUCUUGCAUGUGGGGUUGGUUUUUUUGGGUGGUAGUUCAAGUUUUGCCAAUGAGAGUGAUAUUUACUGCUUGCGAACCAUCAAAGACUCUCUUGAAGACACUUACAACCACUUGAGCUCUUCAUGGAAUUUUGAAAACAAUACUGAGGGAUUCAUUUGUAAGUUCAAAGGCGUGGAGUGUUGGCAUCCUGACGAGAACAGAGUUCUAAAUAUUAGCCUUUCGGACAUGGGUCUUAAGGGCGAGUUUCCCCAUGGCAUUGGGAAUUGCACAAGUUUGGCAAGCCUAGAUCUUUCUAGUAACAAGCUAUCAGGGUCCAUCCCUAGUAAUAUAUCAGAUAAACUGCCAUUUGUGACAUCCCUAGAUCUCUCAUCCAACAGUUUUUCAGGUGAAAUCCCAUUAAGUCUGGCGAAUUGUACGUACUUGAAUGUGCUUAAACUCGAUCACAACCAAUUGACUGGUAUGAUCCCACCUCAACUUGCUCGGCUUAAUCAGAUCCAGAAAUUUAGUGUGUCCAACAAUCUCUUGUCAGGGCCUGUCCCUAGUUUUGAUUCUACUGUAACUGCAGAGAGCUAUGCGAAUAAUAUAAGACUGUGGGGGGCCUUCGAAAUCCUGCCAAAAUACUACCAAUGAGAGUGAUAU
Carya illinoinensis is the source of this 1312-nucleotide messenger RNA. Its product is annotated as probably inactive leucine-rich repeat receptor-like protein kinase At5g48380. Lineage: Eukaryota; Viridiplantae; Streptophyta; Magnoliopsida; Fagales; Juglandaceae. Gene Ontology annotation, molecular function: protein binding. The record is from RefSeq and is a predicted model, not a curated record. The transcript has a single exon. The coding region runs from base 611 to 1303 and encodes 230 amino acids.